CUAACCGUAUACAUACAUACAAACAUAUAUAUAUAUAUAUAUAUAUACGUACAUAUAUAUAUGUAUAUAUAUAUAUAUUUCUGAGGGUACACGAAUCCUUUGAACAAAUUCAUACGACAAACGAGAGGGAUAAACACUCAAUAUUAUAACGAAAAAGAAAUUGGUUUAUAUAUAUAUAUAUAUAUAAAUAUUAUAUCUCACGUUGGAUAUCGAAAUAUUUAUUUUGUGUCUGUCUGUUAAAUGAUAUAACAACCACAGCACAUACACACACAUACAUAUACACCACUAUUCUACUACAGUCUAUACUGUAAUUAUAUAUAUAUAUAUAUAUACAUAUAUAUAUAUAUAUAUAUAUAUAUAUGUUUAUGGUCAUACGUACGAAGCUACAUUCACGCACUUGCAAAUAUGUUUAAUUGUAUAUAUAUAUACGUGUGUGUUUGUGUAUGUUUAUGUAUGUGUUAAGAUUAUAAAUAUAUAUAUAUAUAUAUAUAUAUACAUUAGUUAACGUGAUUGCUGUGUGUAUGAGUGUUAGUGUGUAUAUGUGUAAGUUAUAAUACAUUUAUUUAUAUAUAUAUAUAUAUAUAUGCACACACACACACGCUUUUAUUUUUCUCUAAGUACACACACACAUAUAUACGUACAUGUAUAUAUGUAUUAAUUAUGUAUAAGUAUUUAAAUAGGGGUGUCUAUACGUAUAUACACAUGUAUAUAUAAUAUGGUUUUAUAUACGUAUUAUACAUGAGUAACUGUGAGUGGAAAGUGCGUGUGUGUAAUAGUAUAUUAUAUACACAACACGUUUUGACCCUCGCUAAGUACACGUACAAACGCUUACAUAUAUCCGUAUACACCCACCAACCCAUCCACACAUAUACACGUCUUUGUACAUUUAUAUAUUUAUACAUACACGCACGAGCACCAAACACGUAUAUUUAAAUGUAUACAAUAUAUAAUGAUAUUUAUAUAAACAUACAUAUAUGUCUACGCAAAUUCAUCGCUGUUAGUUAUACAAACAACAGGAAAGAGAAGAAUUAAGAAAAGAGUUCUUCUAAUUGUUUUUGUCCCUUCCACAUGCAUUUACCAGCGGACCUAAACGGUUUGCCGCCGUUCUCCUCAGAUCCUAUUAUGUCGGGAGUUGACAUGAUGUUAGGAGCUGACCACAGCAGCGUUCUCGGUGACCACCCAGGCGAACUGGUCGGUACUGGGAGUCCGAACUUUGUAUGUUCUAUCUUACCGGCCCACUGGCGAUCCAACAAGACUCUUCCAGUCGCUUUUAAAGUCGUUGCUCUCGGCGAGGUCAAGGACGGUACCAAAGUGACCAUUGCUGCCGGCAACGAUGAAAACUUUUGCGCAGAACUUCGAAACUCCGUUGCAUACAUGAAAAAUCAGGUGGCCAAAUUUAGCGAUCUACGUUUUGUUGGAAGAUCCGGUCGAGGUAAAAGCUUCAGUUUGGUAAUAUCUGUGAACACAAAUCCACCUCAGGUGUGCACCUAUCAGAAAGCCAUUAAAGUGACAGUGGACGGACCUCGUGAACCUAGAAGUAAGACGAGUAAGUUAUUACUUUUUGUGUUAUGCGUUUGUCCUUGUGCUGUCCUAUUAAGUUUUAACCUUCUAACUUUUAAUCUCAAAAACACCCAAACUUAUUCCAGAAUAACAGACAUUUUUUUUUUUUUUUCAUUGUUUCAAUGUUCAGUUGUAGAACGGCUCUUAGGUGAUGGUUCUGCCCCUGCCAGAGGCAACUCCGUGGUCGUCUUCCUGGACAGGAAGAACCCAAAAGGAAACAGCUUGCAGUUGGGUUCCUUGACUGAUCGACUGGAACGUCCUCAGCUGUUGGCACCGUCCCAUGAUCUACUUAAAGCUCAUCACCUAACGACCAUUGACCAAAAUGUCAGCCGCACAAGGUUAAAACCAAUUCCACAAGAACUACCACCUGUCUCACAACACAGCAUGACCGGUUCUGACAGAUGUAGUUUACCUGUUAUCCCUGAAACCCAGCAUCUUGACUACCCAUCUCUCGACUCAAGGUACCAAGUUGACCAGCGAUUACCGACUCUUGACUCUCGGUUACCCGUCAUGCUUCCAUCCUACCAAGGAAUCACAGACGUUCGGAUCCCUAACCCUCGUCUUGCGGAUCCUCGCUACCCUCCAGUUACAACUCAUUUGUUCCCACCCACUCACAACAUGGCCUACCCAUCGAACAGUUCAAAUUUGUCCAUUCUCGAAGAGAGCCGUGCGAUUUCCAGUCUGGCACUGCCCCCGACACACACUAACUAUCCAAUCAUUUCCCAUCGAGAGCUCUUUAAUUCGAUGACCCCAACAAACACCAUAGCAUCCCCUUACCUCAGCAGCACGUCGUUUCUUUAUCCCCACCUCUACAGUUCCGCCCCACAGUACCAGAGCAGUUUCUACAUGCCGUCUAGCGAUGUACGGAAU
Molecule: messenger RNA, 2430 nt
Organism: Octopus bimaculoides (California two-spot octopus)
Lineage: Eukaryota; Metazoa; Mollusca; Cephalopoda; Octopoda; Octopodidae
Source: RefSeq, a predicted model, not a curated record